AUGAUCAGGGUGAUGACCAAAUUUGUAUCAAAGUUGAAAUCAAAGAGGAAGAGACGUGGACACAAUGGGUGGAAUAAUAUUGAACGGCAUCGUAUUUCAUCUCCAGAAUACAAUGAAUAUAAUGCAAAUGACUCGGCACCAUAUUUCCCAUGUGAAGAUCCCGGACAUUCCCGUGCCGGUAGAUUAACGGAUCUCUCUAACCCUGAGGAAUCUUCUGAUAGGUCACAUACUGUUCAAUCAGAUAACCAUCUAACAUAUCACAAUGCAGAUAGACCAUCAAAUCCAUCUUCCAUUGAUAAUUCAGACUCUAUUACCCAGAAAAGUGGGAAGAUAUUUCCGUGUCCUCACUGUGAAAAAUGUUUUUCAGCAAAAUCAUUUCUUGAUAAACAUGUAAGAGUGCACACCGGGGAGCGGCCAUUCUCAUGCUCCGAGUGCGGGAUUUCUUUCAAGUCCAGCUCAAAUCUCUUUAGACAUCAAAGACUGCACGCUGGAGUGAAGACCUUUACAUGUUCAGUGUGCGGGAAGUCUUGUGCAGACAAUGCCAACCUUGCCCGGCACCUUCUAAACCACACCGGUGAGAAACCUUUUCCGUGCUCAGAGUGCGGGAAGCGUUUUAAAAGGAAGUCUCAGUUGACGGAGCAUUUUAGAGUUCACACGGGCGAAACUCCUUUCUCAUGUCCGGAGUGUGGAGAAAGUUUUAUGCAGAAGUAUGAUCUCACCGUCCACCAGAAGACCCAUACGGACAAAAUUCCAUACACAUGUAUGGUUUGUGGGAAAGGUUUUACAUGGAAGCAUACUCUCCUCCUACACCAGCGAAUGCACACAGGCAAAAUGCUGUACACGUGUACAGAGUGCGGGCAGGGGUUCAUACGGAAACGCACGUUUGUCAACCACCAGAGAACCCACGAAGAGGAGCUGUCCAUCUCUUGCACAGAUUGCGGGAAACGCUUCACUCAGAAAUCCGCUCUUGCCGAGCAUCAAAAACUUCACGUAGAUGAAAGCUCCUUGACAUGUCUCGAGUGCGGCAAAUCUUUUCAAACCAAGUCUGAACUUUACCUGCAUCGUAGAGUUCAUGUCCGUGAGGAGAUCUUUCCAUGCUCAGAAUGUGAAAAGUCAUUCAAAACAAAGACAGAGCUCCUUCUACAUCAGAGAGGUCACACCGGUGAGGAGAUCUUCUCAUGCUCAGAAUGCAAUAAGUCCUUCAUACGUAGAUCGGACCUUGUCAGACACCAGAGAGUCCACACCGGCGAAAAGCCCUUUCUGUGCUUCCAGUGCGGCAAACGCUUCUCACAUAGGGGAGGCCUCAGAGGCCACCUGAAGCUCCACACCGGAGAGAAGCCCUUCUCCUGCUCCGAGUGUGGGAAAAGCUUUAGCAGGAAGGACAAUCUAAUUUCCCAUCAGAACACUCACAAGGCAGAGAAGCCGUUUUCCUGUGCAGAGUGCGGGACGGGGCCCGGAAAACAGGCCUUGUGUUCACACAGUGGAGCGGCCAUAUUCUUGCUCGGAGAGCCGGGAAAGUAGGUUGAUGAAAGCCUGUCAAAAUAAAUAUUAGAGAGGU
Messenger RNA from Nanorana parkeri, 1558 nucleotides. Its product is annotated as gastrula zinc finger protein XlCGF26.1-like. The coding region runs from base 1 to 1521 and encodes 506 amino acids. Gene Ontology annotation, molecular function: DNA-binding transcription repressor activity, RNA polymerase II-specific. Gene Ontology annotation, biological process: negative regulation of transcription by RNA polymerase II. The transcript has 3 exons. The record is from RefSeq and is a predicted model, not a curated record. Lineage: Eukaryota; Metazoa; Chordata; Amphibia; Anura; Dicroglossidae.